Molecule: messenger RNA, 1095 nt
Organism: Puma concolor (puma)
Lineage: Eukaryota; Metazoa; Chordata; Mammalia; Carnivora; Felidae
Gene: SLC51A
Product: solute carrier family 51 member A
Source: RefSeq, a predicted model, not a curated record
AUGGAGCCAGACAGGACUCAGAUAAAACUUGACCCCAGGUACACGGCAGAUCUUCUGGAGGUGCUGAAAACUAAUUUCAGCAUCCCCUCUGCCUGCUUCUCUCUCGCUCCCACUGCUGCCCAACUUCUGAGAGCCUUGGGCCCUGCAGAAAUUGCCCUCACAGUCAUUAUGACUCUGCUUGCCCUGGGCUCGGUCACCAUCUUCGUGGAGGAUGCUGUCUACCUGUACAAGAACACCCGUUGCCCCAUCAAGAGGAGGACUUUGCUCUGGAGCAGCUCUGCACCCACGGUCGUGUCUGUGUUCUGCUGUUUUGGUCUCUGGAUCCCUCGUUCCCUCAUGCUUGUAGAAAUGGCCAUAACUUCGUUUUACUCAGUAUGCUUUUAUCUGCUGAUGCUGGUCAUGGUGGAAGGCUUUGGUGGGAAGGAGGCAGUAAUAAGGACACUGAAGGACACUCCGAUGAUGGUCCACACUGGCCCCUGCUGCUGCUGCUGCCCCUGCUGCCCCCCACUCAUGCUCACCAGGAAGAAGCUUCAGCUGCUGAUGUUGGGCCCAUUCCAGUAUGCCUUCUUCAAGAUAACACUGAGCCUGGCGGGCCUGUUUCUCAUCCCUGAUGGCAUCUAUGACCCAGCAGAUAUUUCUGAGGAGAGCAUAGCUCUGUGGAUCAACACUCUCCUCGGUGUGUCCACCCUGCUGGCCCUCUGGUCCCUGGCCAUCCUUUUCCGUCAAGCCAAGCUGCACUUGGGCGAGCAGAAUAUAGGAGGCAAAUUUGUUCUGUUCCAGGUGCUCCUCAUCCUGACCGCCCUGCAGCCAUCCAUCUUCUCAGUCUUGGCCAACAGUGGGCAGAUUGCUUGUUCACCUCCCUUUUCCUCUAAAGUCAGGUCUCAAGUGAUGAAUUGCCACCUUCUCAUACUGGAGACUUUUGUAAUGACUGUGCUGACACGCAUGUACUACCGAAGGAAAGAUAACAAGGUUGGAUAUGAGCCUUUCCCUUCCCCAGACCUGGAUUUGACUUCAAAGCCUGAGGUGGACGGUUUGGACAGUGAGCCUGUACAUAUUAAACGGGCACAAGAUUUCCUCACUAUCCCUCAACCUUGA